Molecule: messenger RNA, 780 nt
Organism: Ceraceosorus guamensis
Lineage: Eukaryota; Fungi; Basidiomycota; Exobasidiomycetes; Ceraceosorales; Ceraceosoraceae
Exons: 4
Coding region: 300-638 (112 amino acids)
Source: RefSeq, a predicted model, not a curated record
CUCUCGUCCCGCCAUGCACGCUCAGCCCCCCUCCCCGACCCGGAACUUCGUUUCUUGCAUGCACCGGUCCGGUGUCCAUCCUACAGCGGGUCCUCUGCAAUGCCCUCGGAUGGUAGCGAAAGCUUGAACAACAGGUCGAGUGUUGACGUGCUGCCUCUGCCCCUCUUGACACCACAUCCAUCACUUACGACUUGCGUCAGACAUCAAGCCGAGUCCCAUUCACGAUUGACUUGUAAACUCCAAGCGCAAGCCACCCCGGUCCACCUCGACUCAUAACAACUUCAACACUUCAGCCCAGCAUGGCGCUCAAGAGCGAUGAUCUCAUGUCUCCACCCUCGGGUGUCACUCCCCUCAUCCUCAACGUCACCAUCGUGGGACGCGACAGCGGCAAGACGGACGAGAUCGUUCGUCUCUUGAAAAAGAUUCAGAGCAAGGCUCUUUCGGACCAGGAGCCUGGAACUUCGGUGUACCGCAUCACUCGCGGAGCUCUCGAUAAGAACGUGGUCAAUGUCUACGAGGUCUACAACGAUGCUGCUGCCAUGGCUUUCCACACGGAAAAUGCCGACUUCAAGGAGCUCGUCUCGCGCAAGGAUGAGCUCAGCUCGGAGCUUCACACCAAGUUCUUCAGCGAUGUCUGAGAAGCGUCAUCGUAACGCUCUUCGGGCGACUCACUUCCUCUGUGGCGUUGUAGCACCAGCAGAUGUGACAUAUGAUAGCAUGUUCGACGAAUCUGGCAAUUGCUCGCAAUCAGAUGCUUUUUGCGUGCUUCGCUUUGCAAAG